Dothidotthia symphoricarpi CBS 119687 is the source of this 5094-nucleotide messenger RNA. RefSeq lists its product as uncharacterized. Lineage: Eukaryota; Fungi; Ascomycota; Dothideomycetes; Pleosporales; Dothidotthiaceae. Gene Ontology annotation, cellular component: cytoplasm; nucleus. Gene Ontology annotation, molecular function: molecular adaptor activity. The transcript has 6 exons. The record is from RefSeq and is a predicted model, not a curated record. Gene Ontology annotation, biological process: proteasome assembly. The coding region runs from base 1 to 5094 and encodes 1697 amino acids.
AUGUCUGAAGCGCAGGCUGUCGAGGCCAAAGAGCUUGCUCUGGUCGGCAAGGUGGAGAUGCGCAUAGCGUUGGCAAGCACUGAGAAGAAACUCGAGGAUUUGCUGAAAACAUUCCUCGCCCCACUGCUGCUCAAGCUAGGCUCUGAGAGCGUGGCUGUGAGGAACAAGGUCAUCUCCAUUUGCCAGCACAUCAACACUCGCAUCAAAUCCCAAGACAUCAACCUUCCAGUAGCCGCUUUGUUGAAGCAGUACAAAGACAACGCAGAUGUUGCUUUAAUACGGCAUUUCGACAUCCUUUACAUCCAACAAGGCAUCUCACGACUUUCGGUAUCCGACCGUCUUGAGUUACUUCCCAUACUUUUGCAGGGCAUCGCCAAAGAUUAUGACACAUCUACGCAACACGCCUCCCAACUCUUCCACCUCAUUUUACGACUUCUAGUCCAUUUCAAACUUCCCCUACGUGGCAGCAAGGAAGACGACGAACUGAGAUCCACUCUAGGCCUUGCCGACGAGGAUGCAGUGUUUCUUUCCAGAUGGUUUGGGAAGCUACUAUUAUUGACUAUCAUACGCCAGAGCACUCCCGAAUCUGGCAGCUCCCUACGAUGUGCUGGGUUGUCGAUUGAGGAGUACAAAUUUCUCACUCUGCAGGGCAAGCCAGAUGCCUGGGACCCUAGUUCAGAUUCUGGGUUGAAUUUAACAGAAUCGAAAGCACUGGUGACGCGCUUUCUGGCGAGCGGCCUGUUCAACGAUGACGAGAAGUUCAUCCCAGCCUUGAUCGCCUCCGCAGAUACCAAUUCUCGGAUAUCAGAGGUUGGAGAAGACACGUUAAAGCGUGUCAUGGUGGCCAAGGAUCUUGAAGACUCAAAGCUCGUUGAGACCCUUUUUGAGUUCUACUUUGGAUCAACUACAUCUGAGGGAUCUUUGCCUGUCAAGACUCCACUACGGAUCAGAAUCCUCGGCUUGCUCUCGAAAUCUGUCAAGUGUUCAGCUUAUCCGAACCAGGUUGCCAGGAUUGUAGAAGAAGGCCUCUUGUCACCCGAAUUAGCUUCAACAAACAAGACAGCAGGCAGGGAAGCCUCGAAGUUUCGAUCUGCCAUUUUCUCCCUAGUCAACUUCGUCGCUCGACAUGGAGCGUCCGAACACCUCUCCACAGUCGCACAGAGUCUUGUCGGAAAUUUAAGGGCGUUCAUACAGGAUCAAGGCUGGCCAACUCCAGAUCGUGAUCAAGAUAUGGAGUUACGAGGAUAUGGCUACGAGACAAUCGGUCUAUUAGCGAAGGCUGCCCCAGACAAAAUACUAAUCGAACCCACUUUGGACCUCCUUGAAUGGUUAUUUCGCUCUCUUCGAGAGGAUUCAGCAGGCAAGGAUGUGGCUGUCAGUAUCGAAGAAGCACUUUCGUCUGUACUGGGAGCGUUUUCGAAACCCUUCGAUUCCUCCGUCAUGCCCAAAUUCAGGCAAAUACUGCUCAAGUACGCCGCCUCUAGUCAAGUCACAACUCCUGCCUCAGAAAAGUUUACACGAAACACGCGCUACGUUGCAACCAGAUUUGCAAAUCGAUGUCUGCCUUUCGACGAUGUGCUAGCAAGAUGGAUAGAUAUUCUUGCUGUAAGUGGUGGAUCUGCUGAACGACAUGAAGUGGUGGAAGAGGGACGCAGAGGUCUGGACCCGUACUGGUUUCAGAUGUCGAAUACCAUCAUCGGCACAGAACGAGAGCAGACGAGACUAGUUUUCCCGGAUUUUGACAAGCUGGUGAAUUUCAUCUUUGCGCAGAACGGUGAGGAUGACGACGCCAUGGAUCUUGACGAACCAAACGAUGCCAUCGGCCAGGUACACCACUUCUAUCAGCAAUAUCCGGAGGCACUGCCGACAGUCAUCUCGUUUUGUUCACAAGUCGCCUUGCAAUCGGCGCUGACCGAGAAAAAGAUCGGUGACGAUGUCUCUGAGGAUUGGGGAAGGAAACUUGAUACCCUCAUGUCUACGGAUAUGCGUGCACGGCAGGCUUUCCGCGCCUAUGCAUCCGAUGAUUCUCAUGGCCGCUCUCUUGCAACAAUAUUGAAAGUCAGCUUCGACAGACUUACUCGAGAUAGUGUGAGUGAUGUCGGAGACAUCGGAACCACUCUUGUACGUCUACUAUCGCUUUGUCCUGAGCGUUACUGGGUGCUUGCGCGUCUGGUCCAAGACUUCCGCGCCCUGGAGCCUUCCAUAUUGUCGAACAACGUCGGUCGACGCCUUGCUGCUGCGCACGCCUAUGGUCUCUUGGCUUCUCAUAAAGACUGCGAUCAGGAUUCUGUUAGGAAGUCACAAACGCUUUUCUUCGACAAGCUGAGCACUUGGAAAGAGGCUGUUGGUGGUCAGAUCAAUGAGAUCAGUGGCGUCAUUCUCGCGAUAGGGUUCUACUUCAGUAGAGCGUAUUGGAGGGGCAGCCAAGUCUUCUCCACUACCAUCGCGGACGAUCAUCCCAUUCAUCAACUGCUCAAAACGUUGAUUGAAGUUUUGAAGGAAUCACGAGACGCGACCCUCAAAGGCGCAGCGUACUCUUGUAUAGAUCAGCUCAGUCUUUUCCAUGUCAUCACACCGACAUUGAUCUCCAAGUACGCAAAGGUCGAAGACAUCGCUCAGCACAUAUAUGAUUCAGCAAAGACGGGGACAACAGGCGCCAUCCUUGCAUUGGGCCACUUAUCCAUGAUCAUGGGGGAAGUUGAGUCAGAUGCUGAAGAACCAUCGGACUACAAGUACAUUGGCGAGAAACUAUACGAGCUCCAUGAGGUUCGUCAACCCGAAGUACAGUUUUCCGUCGGGGAAGCCUUGAGCUGCUUCGCAUGCGGAUGGGAAUCAAAGGCACUGACUGCUGAACUCGAUAUAUUACACCCAAGUCAGACACAAACUCCAUGGGAUGCGCCUCUACAAACACCUUCUGGACCCAAGCGUGAGAAGACGCUUGCGACAGUUCUGGAGAAGACUCUCAAGGGCUGUGUCCAGACCAAGCCUGCUCUGAAGAAAGCCUCUGUCAUCUGGUUGCUAUGUCUCCUUCAGUACUGCGGCCACAAACCUGAAAUGCAGGGUUACCUGGGUCAAUGUCAAAUAGCAUUCAAGAACUGCCUUUCAGAUCGCGAUGAGGUGGUCCAGGAAGCGGCAUCUCGAGGACUAGGUUUAGUCUACGAGAAGGGUGAUCGUCAGCUCAAAGAUGAUCUUGUCCGCGAUCUCGUGGGCUCUUUCUCAGACAACAAACCGAAGAUGUCGGGUACGGUUUCCGAAGAUACGCAACUCUUUGAGCCUGGUGCGCUGCCAACUGGUGAUGGCUCCAUCACAACAUACAAAGAUAUCCUCAGCCUUGCGGCUGAGGUUGGUGACUCGAGUCUGGUGUACCGCUUCAUGUCGAUGGCCUCGAACAAUUCGAUCUGGUCGAGCAGAGCUGCUUUCGGGCGAUUUGGGUUGAGUAACAUCUUCUCGGAUUCUAGUGUGGAUGGAUACCUUGCGCAGAACCCCAAGCUGUACCCCAAGCUUUAUCGUUAUAGGCAUCACAGAUUCGAUCCGAACCCCAAUGUACAGCGUUCCAUGAACGACAUUUGGAAUUCACUGGUCAAGGAUUCUUCGACGACCAUUGACAAGCAUUUCGAUGCAAUCAUGGACGACCUACUUACGAGCAUCUUAGCAAAGGAAUGGCGGGUUCGCCAAGCUACGUGCGCAGCAAUCGGUGAUCUCGUGCAAGGUCGCAGCAUUGAGAAGUACGAGAAGUAUCUCAGUGCUGUCUGGGAUAAAUGCUUCAAAGUUCUCGACGACAUCAAAGAAACCGUUCGCGUUGCUGCCGCAUCGCUUGCACGUGUACUGACUUCCAUCCUAACCCGCUCUCUCGAAGCUGGCGAUGCGUCCGUCAAGUCUGCAAACGCACAGCUCACUCGUGUCCUUCCAUUCCUCUUUUCGACCUCGGGGCUGGAAUCGUCAGCCGAAGAAGUGCGCCUAUUCUCUGUGCACACACUUCUCCAAAUCGUAAAGAAGAGCAAUGCAAACACGCUGAAUCCGCACGUCCCUGAGCUUGUAGAAAGACUACUCGGCCUACUGAGUAGCUUGGAACCAGAAGCAGUGAACUACCUCCACCUCAACGCUAGCAAGUACAACCUCACGGAACAGAAAAUCGACGACAUGCGUCUCCAAAGCGUGCGCUCCUCCCCGCUCACUGAAUCGUUAGAACGCUGCCUCGACCUUGCCGAUGCAGACACCAUGCGCGCGCUCGUCCCCCGCAUCGAAGCCGCGAUGAAAAGCGCAGUCGGCCUCCCGUCGAAAGUAGGCUGCUCCCGCAUCCUCGUCACGCUCGCCACACGGCACAGAUUCCUCUUCAGCCCAUACGCAGACGGAUUCCUGAAGUUGAUACACAAACAAAUCCACGACCGCAACGAGACAGUCAGCUCCUCGUACGCCGCAGCAGCAGGUUACCUCGCGCGUUUAGCAAGCGACAAACAACUCCUAGCCACCAUCACAUUCACGAACAAACUGUACUUCGAGUCCGAGGAAAACAGCGACAGAAACCGCCUCCUUGCAGGCGACAUAACACGCGCCAUCUCGCUCCACGCAACAGAUCGCUUCACCGCCCUCGCCGCCUCACUCCUCCCCUUCAUCUUCCUCGCCAAACACGACAGCCUCGAGACCGUGCGCAAGGUCUUUGAGGAAACGUGGUCCGACCACGUCGCCGGCCCGCGCUCAGUCUCGCUCUACCUCCGCGAGAUCCUCACCCUCAGCGACACGCACCUCGACUCGCGCCAAUGGGCCGUCAAACACACCGCUGCGAAAACUGUUGCCGAUGCUAUACUCAGCAUCACGAGUGCGGUCGGUAGCGAGAAUAUCGAUCCCGUUGCUGCGAAGAUCAUUUGGCCUGUGCUGGAUCGUGCGCUUGCGGGGAAGAGCUGGGAGGGCAAGGAGGUCGUGCUUGAGGCGUUUGUGAGGUUUGUGGAGAGGGCGGAGACGUAUUGGAAGGGGGAUGGGGAUGUGGCGAAACAGCUGGAGAAGGUUGCAACUAGGGAGGCAAAGAGACAGGAGGGGAAGAACGAGAAGGUUGUUAAGGGGGUGUUGGAGAUGCUGAGGAAGCAUUUGGAGGGGUAG